Messenger RNA from Ipomoea nil (Japanese morning glory), 1125 nucleotides. RefSeq names its product succinate dehydrogenase subunit 5, mitochondrial. Gene Ontology annotation, biological process: tricarboxylic acid cycle. The transcript is spliced from 4 exons. Bases 120 to 848 code for a protein of 242 amino acids. Gene Ontology annotation, cellular component: respiratory chain complex II (succinate dehydrogenase). Lineage: Eukaryota; Viridiplantae; Streptophyta; Magnoliopsida; Solanales; Convolvulaceae. The record is from RefSeq and is a predicted model, not a curated record.
GCUGUACCAGUCAGUGAUUAACGUAACCAAACACAGGAAGGUGUAAUCUGGGUCAUCGGAGAUUCGGAGCUCCAAAACUUGAAACAGAGAAGCAGGAAAAGGGAAAGGUGAAAAGAGGGAUGGAGAAGAUGAUGCUAAUGAGAUCGCUAUGCCGAUGUUUUCACCGCAGAUCUUCCGUUUUCCCCAGUUAUACAGCCGCCCUCGCCGCCACGGCCACAGCCAACCACCAAGCUUUCCGCCACCUUCAUAUCUCCCCCCCUUCUUUUGUGGAUUCUCCAAAAUCUGUUAAUCCAGAAUGCCUUCAUCCAUUUUCAUUGGGAUUGGGAAGUGUACGUUCUUUCAGCGAGGAUGUGGCCCACAUGCCCAAUGUGCAAGAUGAAGAAAUCAGGUGUGCAUUUAAAGACUUAAUGGCUGCAAGCUGGGAUGAGAUUCCAGAAGCUGUUAUCGAUGAAACGAAGAAGGCAUUAUCCAAAAGUACUGAUGACAAGGCUGGCCAGGAGGCCUUGGCUAAUGUUUUCCGCGCAGCAGAAGCCAUUGAGGAAUUCAUUGGGAUUCUCACAAACUUGAAAAUGGCAAUUGACGAUUCUAUUGGGUUAAGUGGCGAGAAUGUGAAGCCUAUGCCAAAACAUAUGGCUAAUGCACUGGAUACAAUCUUCCAACGCUAUAAUACAUAUUUGAAUUCCUUUGGGCCCGAGGAGGGAUAUUUGAAGAAGAAAGUUGAGACCGAACUAGGAGGUAGGAUGAUAUUCUUGAAGAUGAGGUGCAGUGGCCUACAUUCUGACUGGGGAAAGGUUUCGGUUCUUGGAACAUCUGGACUUGCUGGUUCUUAUGUUGAGCAAAGAGCGUAAAUCUUGAAAGAUGACCAAGACCAUGUUUUGAAGUCCAUUCAGUUCUCGAGCCAACUGGUUGCUGUAAUUUGUUCUGUUGCAAUCAGCUUCUUGCAAAUUUGAAGAAAUCGGACAUUAGAACAGCUUGCAGAUAAUAAUAAUAAUGGCGAUAAUUUCCCAUCUGGAUAAAACAUUUGUCAUCUUUUGGAUUUUAAAUAAUUCUUGCCCAAAUUUUGUGUUGCCUGACACUUGGAUGUAGCAAAUGUUCUGUUAAUGUAAGGCUUUGUUUUGCUUGUUA